GCUCCAAGAGUCCAUUGGGAAGCCCCCCCGCGCAUCCCAAAAUGUUUAAAGGAGCCAAAAAAACGACUGUCAAUGACAUGUGUGGUCAACCAACGUUGCGGAGCACUUUGGUAACAGAGCACGCGGGUCAUGCUGAUUCGGAGUUUGAAGAUUGCGAACUUCUUGGUCAAGGGGCGUAUGGCAUGGUGCACAAGGUGCAAGACAAGGCUACUGGGCAAAGCAAAGUUCUCAAAUCAGUUGUGCGGCCAGAUGGAUGGGAUGACGAACGCCUGAAAUUAGAGGCGAAGAUUUUACAGAAUUUGGAUCACCCGCACAUCCUCCGCAUAUUUUCCUGGUAUGAAGACGGUGACUCGAUCAACAUUGUCAUGGAGCAUUGCGACGGCGGCGAGCUGCUCAAGGUUGUCAGAGAAGGGCGCCGGCAAGGAGAUGCUUUGCCAGAACGGUGGGCAGCUGCCAGCAUCCGGCAAAGCUUUCAAGCAUUGGUUUACAUCCACUCCAAGGGCGUGGUCCACAAAGACUUGAAAGGCCAGAAUUUGCUCUUGUUGCAUGAUACGCGAGAAGAUGGCAAUGUUUUUGCUCGCCUCCCCCACGUUGUCAUUUGCGAUCUCGGCAUUGCAGAGAUCUGCUGCCGUGGCAUUUUUGGCCUUCGCGGAAGCAAGGUAGCGGGCACUCCGGCCACCAUGGCACCCGAGGUUUGGUCGGGCAGUUGCGGGCCCAAAAGCGACGUGUGGAGCAUGGGGUGCGUGAUGUUUGAGAUGUUCACCAAUAGAUUACCGUUCGAGGUCCGGGUAAAUGCAGAAGGUGCUGCAAAGCAGCAGGCAAAGUGGGUUGAGCUGCAUAGCAAAGGGCCGAAUUGGAAUAUUCUAAGAUGCAGUCAAGACGCGCAAUCCCUGUGCAAACAGCUGCUUACCUUUCGCGAGAAUGCUAGGCCCAGUGCCGCAGAAAGUUUGCAGCACACCUGGCUGAAGAUGAACCAAGCAGAGGAAGUCACCUCAGAAGACUUUGAAAAGCUUUGCUCGGCUGUGCUGACCUGGCGAGAUCGCUCGCCUUGUCAACGCGCAUUCUGCCUCAAGGUAGCAGCAAAUUGCACCUGCAUCGACAAGUUUGCGAAGCUUUUCAUAAAGUUUGACACAGACAACAGCGGUGUUCUGGACACCCCAGAGUUGGUGUCAGCGUUGGUUUCUGUUGGUAUUUCAAAAGAGCUUGCCAAGAAGACUGCCAAAGCAUUGGACGUCAAUGGCGACAAUUCCUGCGAGUACCUGGAGUUUACAGCCGCAUGCUUGCUUUCCAUGGAGGA
Cladocopium goreaui is the source of this 1297-nucleotide messenger RNA. Lineage: Eukaryota; Dinophyceae; Suessiales; Symbiodiniaceae. The record is from the annotation of a GenBank genome assembly.